Molecule: messenger RNA, 602 nt
Organism: Durotheca rogersii
Lineage: Eukaryota; Fungi; Ascomycota; Sordariomycetes; Xylariales; Xylariaceae
Exons: 1
Coding region: 138-470 (110 amino acids)
Source: RefSeq, a predicted model, not a curated record
GAGACCACCUCUCGCUAGAGGCAGGUGUUGACCUGAUCUCGCCCUUCGGCUCGACAGAGAUUUUCUCGGUGCCAGGAUUGGCGGUCGGUCGCGAGGAUUGGGCGCGGUACGAGUUUAACCCCCAUUUCAAACGCGAGAUGCUGCUCCACGACGCCGACGAAGGACCGUUCGAGCUGGUUAUGCAGGCCGAUGACGUAGAGGUGUGCGCCGUCUACCAUGACCUACCCAACACCACCGAAUACCGCACCGGGGACCUCUCCCAACAGUACCCGGAGAAGCCGCAGUUGUUCAAAUACUACGGUCGCAGAGACGACAUCGUAGUAUUGUCUGACAGCGAGCGGUUCAAUGCUACGCCACUCGAGAUCGAUACCCGUUGGUCAAGGGAGCGUCGGCGGUGGGAGAUGGCAGGCCACACGCGGCGCUGCUGGUCGAGCCGAAAGACGUCCUCGACGAAGGGGCGCGGUCUAUGAGUAGGCUGCUGGAGGAUAUUUGGCCGCCGGUAGAGACAGACAGGGACGUAGGUAUCCUUAGAAGCCAGAUGCUCGCAGUCGGCCCGAUAGGCCAUCCUACAGAACUGGCAAAGGCACCGUGGUUCGUAGACU